This is a messenger RNA of Linum trigynum, 246 nucleotides long. NCBI's taxonomy places the organism in Eukaryota, Viridiplantae, Streptophyta, Magnoliopsida, Malpighiales, Linaceae. The record is from the annotation of a GenBank genome assembly.
AUGGCAAGCUUCCCCGGCGGCCGCCGAGUGCGAUCCCCACAGCGCGGGGCACGAGGGGAGGCUAGAGUGGGGUUGAUUGGGACGGGAGAAGCAGCAGCAGAAUCAGGCGGCUCGCUCUCCUCCUCGACCAAAUCGAGGGCGCCAUGCUCCGCCUCGACAUUAGUGUCCCCAUGCACACCAUGCAAAGGGGGAUGUAGAGUCAUCACCUACAUCAAAGCUCUCGGUGACAUCCCCAACAGCCUGUGA